Hyaloscypha bicolor E is the source of this 1521-nucleotide messenger RNA. Its product is annotated as MFS general substrate transporter. Gene Ontology annotation, biological process: transmembrane transport. The transcript has 6 exons. Lineage: Eukaryota; Fungi; Ascomycota; Leotiomycetes; Helotiales; Hyaloscyphaceae. Gene Ontology annotation, molecular function: transmembrane transporter activity. Bases 1 to 1521 code for a protein of 506 amino acids. The record is from RefSeq and is a predicted model, not a curated record. Gene Ontology annotation, cellular component: membrane.
AUGUCGGUUCGAAAGACAGACUCGGGAUCGAAUUCCCUGACUGAACCGAAUGAUCUCAAAGUUCCCUAUGAGGAGGGACUCGUUGAAGCCGGACCGGGUAUAGCGACGAAUGGAGAUUCAGCAUGGGUUGUUGAUCACCAUGCAGAGCGUGCUCUCUGUCGCAAGUUCGACUAUCGUCUUCUUCCCGUACUGGCGAUGAUGUAUCUUUUCAAUGCUCUUGAUAAGGGCAAUCUUGGAAAUGCGAAGACCGAUCACAUGGACACUGAUCUUCAUUUCAAGAGCAAUCAGUAUAACAUUAUAUUGAGCGUUUUCUACGUCCCCUACGUACUAGGAGCCCCGCCUAUUGCAAUGCUAGGGAAGAAGUUUGGUCCUGCUAUAGUAUUGCCCAUCUUGAUGGCAUGUUUUGGAUCGUUCACCCUCCUGACCGUUGCUGCCACCAACUUUGCCGGCAUGCUCGUUUUGAGGCUCUUUCUUGGCCUUUCGGAAUCCGCCUUCUUUCCUCUAGUCAUUUACUAUCUCACAACCUUCUACAGACGUGGCGAGCUUGCCCGUCGCCUAGCCAUCUUCUAUGCAGCCAGCAACAUCGCCAACGCAUUCUCCGGCCUCCUAGCAUUCGGUGUCUUCCACAUUAAGAGCACGCACCUCUACGCCUGGAAAUACCUCUUCAUCAUCGAAGGGUCCCUCACCUUCCUUUUUGCAAUCUUCGCUUUCUUCUACCUACCAGCCAACGCUAGCUCUGCGAGGUUUCUGAAUGACGAAGAGAAGAAGCUUGCUUAUCAUCGUAUCCAGGUAGAUUCUUCGUCUGUGGUUAAUGAAGCGUUCAAUCUCAAGGAUUCGCUUAAGAUCUUCAAGCAGCCAACUACCUACGCCUUCCUCGCCAUUGAAAUCUGCCUUGGUGUCCCACUGCAAUCGGUUUCGCUCUUCCUCCCACAAAUCAUAGCCCGUCUUAAAUACUCGACCGUCAAGACAAAUCUGUACACUGUGGCACCAAACAUCAGCGGUGCGGUGAUGCUCCUGAUUUUGGCCUUCACUUCCGAUUACACAAGACGAAGAGGACCUUUCAUUGUCCUAGGCUUCACUUUUACAUUCAUCGGAAUGAUAAUCUUCGCCCCCAUCGACGUGGUCCACGAAAUUCACCUAGCCUACUUCGCCACGUUCAUGAUGUGUUGGGGCACCUCCGCCCCGUCAGUCCUCCUGUCAACAUGGUACAACAACAACGUGCCCCACGAAGGCCGCAGAGUAGUCCUGACAUCUAUCGGCGUACCACUCGCCAACCUCAUGGGUUUAGUAUCUAGCAAUAUCUUUACGCCGCAAUCAGCGCCUAAGUACAUCCCAGCCUUAGCCACGACUGCUGCUUUUGGUGCUACAGGUGCUUUGCUCGCUGGGUUGUUGAGCUUGUUCAUGGUUUAUGACAAUAAGAGGAGAGAUCGUAAGUUGGGGAGGAAGUUGGAUAUAAGGGAGAUCCCCACCGAGCUGCUUCGCGACGGACCAAGUGUGCCCGAGUUCAGGUGGUUCUUGUAA